Messenger RNA from Myiozetetes cayanensis, 1066 nucleotides. RefSeq names its product zinc finger protein 239-like. The transcript has a single exon. Lineage: Eukaryota; Metazoa; Chordata; Aves; Passeriformes; Tyrannidae. The record is from RefSeq and is a predicted model, not a curated record. The annotation marks the transcript as partial.
GCCCCAGGCCCCGAGCUGAGGACGGAGAGCACGGAGGACAAAUCCCCCCGGCAGAGCCUGGUGGGAGAGGCCGUUUUGAAGGGCUCCCCGGCGCAGGAAGGCAGCGGGGAGGAAAAGGCCUGGAGAUGCCCCCAGAGGAGGGGCUGCAAAGCCAGCCCAGGGAGCUCUGAGGAGGAAAGACCCGUCCUGUGCCGGGAAGGCAGCCGGAGCUUGAGCCGGAGCUCCGAGCUGGUGGUCCCUGAGCAGCCUCCCAGCAGGGAGAAGCCCUUCAGGUGCUUGGAAUGUGGGAAGAGCUUCAGGGUGAGCACCCAGCUCCUCAGCCACCUGCACAUCCACACUGGGGAACGACCCUACACGUGUGGGGAAUGUGGGAAGAGCUUCACUCAGAACUCCACCCUCAUCCACCACAAGCACAUCCACACUGGGGAACGACCCUACACGUGUAGGGAAUGUGGGAAGAGCUUCAGGAAGAGGUCCAUUCUCCUCAGCCACCAGCACAUCCACACUGGGGAACGGCCCUACGUGUGUAGAGAAUGUGGGAAGCGCUUCUCCAAGAGCUCCAACCUCCACAGCCACCAGCGCAUCCACUCCGAGGAACGGCCCUACACGUGUAGGGAAUGUGGGAAGAGCUUCAAGCAUAAAUGUGCCCUGACUCAACACCAGCAUUUCCACACUAAGGAAAGGCCCUACACAUGUGGGGAAUGUGGGAAGAAGUUUAAGACCAGCUCAACUCUCCUCAGGCAUGAGCGGAUACACACAGAUGAGAGGCCCUUCCGCUGCACCGACUGCGGGAAGGGCUUCAAGCAGAACUCCCACCUCGUCACCCACCGGCGCAUCCACACCGGGGAGAGGCCCUACAAGUGUGGGGAGUGUGGGAAGAGCUUCAGCCAAAGCUCCCACUUGACCUCCCACCAACGGACCCACCAGUAAGGGAAGCCCUAUGAAUGCCCCAACUGCGGGAAGAGCUUCGGCCGCUGCUCCCACCCCGAAUGACCCCCCUGAUGGUGAGGCAACCCCUGGAGUCCAGUGACUGUCAGUCCAUCCAUUUCCAGCAGAAAGGACCGGU